This is a messenger RNA of Clupea harengus (Atlantic herring), 1694 nucleotides long. RefSeq names its product Kin17 DNA and RNA binding protein (gene kin). Gene Ontology annotation, molecular function: double-stranded DNA binding. The record is from RefSeq and is a predicted model, not a curated record. Lineage: Eukaryota; Metazoa; Chordata; Actinopteri; Clupeiformes; Clupeidae. Gene Ontology annotation, biological process: DNA damage response; DNA replication. Gene Ontology annotation, cellular component: nucleus.
UCGAUGACGUAUACCGGUAGACUCCAAAAGGCAACCAACACAACAGAGGUAACGUGAAAAGAGAAACGUGCUAAAUAUCUUUUCGUUUAAACAAAGUGUGCAGAGUUUGAAGUUAUUGUAAAACGCUUUAAAUAAGACAUGGGGAAAGCUGAUUUCCUUAGUCCUAAAGCGAUCGGCAACAGGAUAAAAUCCAAGGGUCUUCAAAAGUUGCGAUGGUAUUGUCAAAUGUGUCAGAAACAGUGUCGAGACGAGAAUGGCUUCAAAUGUCACUGUAUGUCAGAGUCUCACCAGAGACAGUUGCUGCUGGCUUCAGAAGACCCAAACCAGUUUAUGGACUUAUUUUCAGAGGAAUUCAAGACUGACUUUUUGGAGCUUCUUCGCCGGCGGUUUGGCACCAAGCGAGUGCAUAACAACAUCAUUUACAACGAGUACAUCGGUGACAGGGAGCACGUCCAUAUGAACUCAACUCAGUGGGAGACGCUCACAGACUUCACCAAAUGGCUGGGCAGAGAGGGUCUGUGUAAGGUGGAUGAGACCCCUAAGGGCUGGUACAUCGCGUGGGUGGACCGCGACCCGGAGACCAUCCGCAGGGCGGAGGAGCAGGAGAGGAAGAAGAAGCAGGACCUGGAUGACGAGGAGCGCAGCGCCAAGUUCAUCGAGGACCAGGUCCGCCGAGGACGCGCGGGCAAGGAGCCAGAGGAGGAGCCAGUCUUCACAGAGCUGGUGAGGGAGAGUGAGGAGGAGAAAGUGGCUUUCAACCUCAGUAAGGGUGCAUGUUUAUCAUCUGCCGGUCCAUCGUCUGCUGGUCCAUCUAAAGGUCCGUCGUUGGGGGCCAGUGCUCUUCGAGCAGCUUCCUCUUCCUCGGUCAAGAGGAAGGACCCCUCUCACAGCUCUGACUCCAAAGACAAGAAGAAGAAAUCAGCACUGGAAGAGAUCAUGGAGAUGGAGGCGGAGCAGCAGAAGAAGAAGAUGGUGAAAUUAGACCACUGGCUUCACACGGACAUCGUGGUGAAGAUCGUCACAAAGAGGCUGGGAGAGAAGUACUUCAAGAAGAAGGGGGUGAUAAAGGAAGUCCAGGAGAAAUUCACAGCCAUUGUGAAGAUGGUUGACUCUGGAGACAAACUCAAACUGGACCAAACCCACCUGGAAACAGUCAUCCCAGCAUCAGGAAAGCGGGUUCUUAUUGUCAACGGACAGUACAGGGGCACUGAGGCGGUUCUGGAGGGGAUCGAAGAGAAGAAGUUUUCUGCUACUCUAAUGCUGGACUCGGGUCGUAUGAAGGGGAAAAGAGUGGAGGCCAUUCCCUAUGAGGACUUCUCUAAGAUGGCUUAGCUGAUAUCCCAUGAGCCUCUGGUGCGUGAAGUGCUCUACUGUGUCAGAGUGAUCCUCACACCACUCACUCUACUGCAAAUAACAGCCGAGUCCGGGACCUACCUACCUACCUGCUUAAGAUUCAUCAGAUCCAAUUUUGGGCCUGAUCUGCACCAGGAUUUGCAUCUAUCUGUACAUGUUUCUCUCCCAGCUGGUCCUUCCUCUUUGUACAACCCCCCUGCCACCCCCAUAAACUUGAACAAAAUGUGCUUUUUCUUGUAGGUUUUUGUCCUCCAUUUUAUUUCAUAUACUGUAAUUUUAAAAAGGAAAAGACGAAUCCACAAAUAAAAUCAGUUGUCAUGUUGAACAUCUAAACAAGGAAA